AUGGAGUCUUACUGCUCUCCUCUUCAGCUCCAGGGGAAUUGCAGCCCUUUCCUUUUUGACUGUGAUGCUCUGCUGGAGAAGUCGUAUGAUCCUAUUGCCAGUGAUCCAGCCUCAGACCCUGGUUACUUCAGUGCUGGAAGCUGCAGCCUGUCUCCCACCUCCUCUGUGGACUCCUUCUGCUUCUCCCCCACCUCUCUCCCGGUGACUGGACUUGAACAGGAUGCCUUGGACUGUUUUAUCUUCAGCAGCCCAGAAACACUUUGUGCUAAAUACGAGGCAAAGAAUCAGCUCUCCUCCGGAUCCUCCAAAGCCAGCUCAUCCAACAUCUGCAACACCACAAAGAAAUCCAGGUCCAGGUAUCCAGGAAAGAAGCGCCAGACAGCCAGUGAGAGGGAGAAGUUGAGGAUGAGGGAUUUGACCAAGGCUCUCCAUCACCUCAGGAUGUAUCUGCCCCCCUCAGUGGCCCCGGCAGGACAGACCCUGACCAAGAUCGAGACGCUGCGCCUCACCAUCCGAUACAUCUCUUACCUGUCAGCCCAGCUGGGCCUCAGUGAGGAGGUGCUAGAGCAGAGGAGAUCCGCAGGCUUUGUGGAGCAGCCCCAAACCCUGAGCCAGAUCCUGGGUCAGCCAUCAGCCAGCUUCAGCCCACAGGAACCAGGCUACAGUGCCAUGGAAACAGUGGGGCAGGACUGCAGACCGCAGAUUUCCUCUCUUCAGCACUCAUAUCAGGUUUCUGGUGGAAUUUGCUUCAGCAGCCAGCAGUACUGGACCCCACAGCAACAGCUACAACAUGCUGCCUUCUCUGGACAGUGCUGAGAGACUUUGCCUCUAUAAAAUGACUCUGUCAGCUUACUUUCAUUGCAACAAUGAUCUCUGAUGGAUUUGAAGGAUAAGGACAGAACCUCUUUUUUUCCUUUUUUGGUAUUUUAAG
This is a messenger RNA of Myripristis murdjan (pinecone soldierfish), 931 nucleotides long. It is a transcript of the gene mespaa, whose product is annotated as mesoderm posterior aa. Gene Ontology annotation, biological process: regulation of transcription by RNA polymerase II; mesoderm formation; somite rostral/caudal axis specification. Gene Ontology annotation, cellular component: nucleus. The coding region runs from base 1 to 816 and encodes 271 amino acids. Lineage: Eukaryota; Metazoa; Chordata; Actinopteri; Holocentriformes; Holocentridae. The transcript is spliced from 2 exons. Gene Ontology annotation, molecular function: DNA-binding transcription factor activity, RNA polymerase II-specific; RNA polymerase II cis-regulatory region sequence-specific DNA binding; protein dimerization activity. The record is from RefSeq and is a predicted model, not a curated record.